Molecule: messenger RNA, 1751 nt
Organism: Papilio machaon (common yellow swallowtail)
Lineage: Eukaryota; Metazoa; Arthropoda; Insecta; Lepidoptera; Papilionidae
Product: solute carrier family 41 member 1
Exons: 2
Coding region: 315-1604 (429 amino acids)
Biological process (GO): monoatomic cation transport
Cellular component (GO): plasma membrane
Molecular function (GO): monoatomic cation transmembrane transporter activity
Source: RefSeq, a predicted model, not a curated record
GCUUCCUUUUUGACCAAUAAUAUACGUGUUUACGUAUUGAAAUAUUUCUUGUCUUGUCUAGACAUAUCUCAAUCUAAAUUUCUUAUUCACUUCUAAUUAAAUUAUAUCUCGUACUUCAUUGAAAUUUAACAAGUUGCAUAGCCUCUGUAAAAUAAAAGUAGUUCCCCUGCUUGGAGGAAAAAUUGUUUUAGAAGUUGGCCCAAAUAAAUUAAAACUCAAAGAUGUUUUAUCUCCAUUGCAAUUAACUGAAUAUGGAUAUAACUGAAGAAGCGGCGCGGCUUUAAUGCCUUUUAUAAAUCAAGAAUAAUACUAGAAUGCCAAGAAAUUCCGGAAGCACAAAUGAGACCGAUGUUCACGCAGAUGCGUGUAGGCUCAUUGCGAACUCGAAUAAACCGCCCGAACCAAAAUAUGAAAACUCUUGGACCGCAGGCGUUCAAAUGUUUGUGUCGUUUCUGCUCGCCGGAUACGGAAUGGUUGCUGCCAGUCUGUUGCUUGAUAAAGUACAACAUUGGGAUGUCUUCCAAGUAGUGUCAGAAGUGUACAUUUUAGUUCCAGCACUUUUGGGAUUAAAAGGAAAUUUAGAAAUGACUCUAGCAUCAAGAUUGUCGACACACGCACAUUUAGGACACAUUGAUAGCAAUCUUAGUGCUUUGAUUGUGGGUAACAUGUGUCUCAUUCAGUGUCAAGCAGUUCUUGUUGGGUUUUUAGCUGCUAUGGCCGCAGUGGCUAUGGGUUGGAUACCUGAUGGCCAGUUUGACAUUCAUCAUGCUAUGUUACUAUGUGCUUCAAGUGUCCUAACAGCUUCAUUUGCAAGUUUGGUGCUUGGUUUAAUAAUGAUUGGUGUGAUAGUGCUUUCUAAACACAUGGACAUAAAUCCUGAUAAUGUAGCUACACCUAUAGCAGCAAGUUUAGGGGAUUUAACAACAUUGGCACUUUUGUCUUGGAUAGCAUCUCUAUUACAUAGGACAAUUGGUUCAAGUAUAAUACUGCCUUCUAUAAUCAUAAUUGGUGGUUUAGUUCUAGUGCCAGUUUGUGGAUAUAUAGCAUAUGAGAAUAAAUUUACAAGGCAAGCCUUAGAUGAAGGGUGGGUUCCUGUGGUGUCAGCAAUGGUUAUAAGUAGUGCGGGAGGAUUAAUUUUGGAUUAUACUGUGUCAAAUUAUUCAGGAAUUGCAGUGUUUCAAUUGGUUAUCAAUGGUAUAGGUGGUAACAUGGUAGCAGUGCAUGCAUCCAGACUGUCAACCUCACUACACACUGGGCAGAAAAUGGACUCAGUCUUGAGCGGUACCACAAAGCUACUUAUGGUUAUGGUGAUUCCUAGUCAACUGAUAUUUAUUCACACAAUUGAAUAUUUGAAGGCUGGACAUACUUCUUUAACUCCAAUUUUCAUUCUGAUUUACAUGUCUGCUGCCCUCUUGCAGGUAUUUCUCUUACUAACAAUAAGUCACUACAUGGUAGUGGGUAUGUGGAAAUUGGGGAUGGAUCCUGAUAAUUCUGCUAUACCAUAUUUAACAGCAUUAGGUGAUCUUUUAGGAACAGCAUUAUUAGGUAUAGCCUUCCAUGUCUUAUAUGCUAUCGGUGAUAAGGAUAGUGACUUAGGUGAUUAAGAAUAUGUACAUAUUAUACAAACAUGUACUAUUUAGUAUUAUAAUGAAUGCUCAAACUAUAUUAAAGACUUCUAUACUUAAACUAAAAUCUUCUUGACAAAUCUGUUUGUAAAAAUGUGCCGUUUGUUUGUAUGUUUGUGUUCAAUA